Messenger RNA from Colius striatus (speckled mousebird), 1302 nucleotides. Its product is annotated as KIAA1958 ortholog. The record is from RefSeq and is a predicted model, not a curated record. Bases 1 to 1302 code for a protein of 433 amino acids. The transcript has 2 exons. Lineage: Eukaryota; Metazoa; Chordata; Aves; Coliiformes; Coliidae.
AUGGAGGACUGCCUUCACACCUCCUCUGAAAACCUCUCCAAGCUGGUGAGCUGGGCCCACAGCCACGGGACCAUCUGCAGCCUCAUCCCCAACCUCAAGCACCUGCUCUCUGAGGGGGCCCAUGGCAACUUGACGGCCAUGUGGGGCUGUAGUGCUGGCCAUGCUUACCACUGGCCACUGGCUGCCACUUGCCGUGCUGGCUCCCAGGAGCGCGUCUGCUUCCAGGACAGCCGCAGCUUCAACUCAGACAGUCCCAGCAUGCUAGGGGUACCCUCAGAGGCACAAGCCAGCCCUCUAGAGCGCUACCCAGGCCGGCCAGGGAAGGCCAAGUUGGAUUGCACCCGCACUCGUGACUCUUGUGACUUCUCCUACUGUAGUGAGCCGUCGGAGCUGGGCGAGCCCAUGGAGGAGUAUGAAGAUGAGGCUACCCUCUUUGACAUGGUCUGUGAGUCAUCUGUCACUGAUGAUGACAGCGACUUCGAGCCACAUCCCCACCGGGCCCCUGCUGGCCUCCGCAAGCGGCCAACUGCUGGACUGCCUGCCACUGCCCAGGCCCAGCCUGCUGACGAGGGUGGUGGUGAGGUUCUCCUCAAGAAGAUUAAGCAGGAGCUCCCUGAGGACUACUACAUUGUGGCCAAUGCUGAGCUGACAGCUGGUGCUGACGGGCCGGCUUUGGCCCUGACGCAGAUGUCCAAGCCCAAGCCGCAGGCCCAGGCUGGGUCAUCCUGCCUGGGCCCUGCCCGGCCCUUGCCCCAGCCCGCCACAGGUCUCGACCCUGACCCACAGUGUCUCUCUGCUUCCUCACCCAGCCAGCCCCGGCUGGCCACGCAGAGGCCUCCCCGGGGCCCCCUGGCCUCCCCAGCACGGGGGGCAGGCGGUGGCCCUGUGUCUGCUGUGCAGGUGCCAGCCACCAGCUCCAAUGCUGCCACGGGGAAGCCCAUCAGCAUCCCCCUCUCAGCCCUGCAGCUGCCUGGUCAGGAGGAGCCACCGGCCACUGAGGAGACCCUCCCACCUGGCCCACAGCUGGCCUCAGGUGCUGAAGCGGCCAGCUCACCCUCAGUGAGCACUGAGCCCGAAGUCAGCUCCAGCCAGCAGCAGCCCCACGCCAUUGCCGCCGCCACUCCUGAGGCAGCAGCACAGUCAAUGCCAGCGUACUCAGCUAGGCUCAACGUGUUUCCCAACUUUAAUUUUGGCGAUGAUCUCAAAUUUCCGUGUAUCAGUGCUGUGAGCCCCAACACCACCAAGGUCAUCCUCUGUGCUCUCAAUGUCUGGAGGUACUGGUGCAUGAUCAAAGGACUCUGA